Naumovozyma dairenensis CBS 421 is the source of this 1254-nucleotide messenger RNA. It is a transcript of the gene RPC53, whose product is annotated as DNA-directed RNA polymerase III subunit C53. NCBI's taxonomy places the organism in Eukaryota, Fungi, Ascomycota, Saccharomycetes, Saccharomycetales, Saccharomycetaceae. Gene Ontology annotation, biological process: transcription by RNA polymerase III. Gene Ontology annotation, cellular component: RNA polymerase III complex. The record is from RefSeq and is a predicted model, not a curated record. The coding region runs from base 1 to 1254 and encodes 417 amino acids. Gene Ontology annotation, molecular function: DNA binding. The transcript has a single exon.
AUGAGUGGUACUGGACGUUUACCCACUUUGAAGGGUGAUCCAGGUAGUAAGAAGCCCAGUUUAAAAUUCAAACCUAAGGCAGUUUCAAGAAGAACUAAAGAAGAAAGAGAAGCUAGUGAACCUAAGUUAAACCUUGGUAAUGAUGCUGCUAAUAAACAUGAUAAUAAAAAGAAAUUUGGUGCAGGCAGUAAGAGAGCAAAUACUGGAGAUAAUAAGCAAAGACGUAUGGCUAAAUAUUUAAACAAUACACAUGUUAUUUCUAGUGGUCCCUUAGCUGCAGGUAACUUUAUAGGUGGGGAUAAAGGUAGUGAAAGAAGAGGUUUCAUUAGGAUGGAAGGAUCCGGGUCUACUUUAGUGCAGAAGGGUCUUGAAAGCAUUGAAAACGACGCUGGCGAAUCAGAUGAUGAUGAUGGUGAUAACGAUGUAGGCGAUCAAAAAUCCAAGACCAGAUUUAAUAUGGGCAGAGAAUAUGGGUCUCACACAGUCGUAGAAGAAGAGAAAGAAGAAGGCAAUAGUGGGGGAGACAGUGAUAUUGAAAUGGAUGAAGACGCCUUACAAGCUAAGAGAAUUGAACAGUUAUUUCCUGUUAGGCCUGUUCGUAUAAGACAUGAAGAUAUUGAGCAAGUUAAGAAAGAAAUACAGGAAUCUACAAGUGUUCCAACAACCAGAGAAUCUACUCCAGCUAUAGCGAUAAAGGAAGAUCCAGAUACGACUAGUUUACAACAAACCUUACAACAACGAGAAGCUGCAAUUCAAUUGAAAUUAAAAGAUAUGCACUUGGAAAACGAGCUUCACUCGAUUGAUGCAGAAGAAGUUGCAGAAGAGUUAAAAUUACUGACUAUUGAUUAUCAACAAAUAUUAAGUAAGAUAAAGAGACUAGAUAAUAAACCUAAUAGGUUCAUGGUAUUCCAAUUACCAACCACAUUACCGUUAUUUGAGGAUUUAUUGUUACAAAAGCAAGAGGGUUCCGUGGAAGAGAAGGAGAAAAAGAAUAAGAAGGAAAAAGUGGAGAAAGACACGCAUGUGCCACAAGAGGAAUUGACCGGUAGAGUUGGUUCUGUCAGAGUUCAUAAAUCCGGUAAGCUUACAAUGAAAAUUGGUAAUGUAGUAAUGGAUUUAGGAAGAGGUGCUGAGACCACAUUUUUGCAAGAUGUUGUUUCCUUAAAUGAAGCCACAGAUGAAGAGGGGGCAUCUGCGGUAGAGUUAUUGGGUAGAAUUGAUGGUAGAGUUGUAGUUACACCUAGAUUUCCAUAA